Messenger RNA from Babjeviella inositovora NRRL Y-12698, 4490 nucleotides. RefSeq names its product TORC2 complex subunit (gene TSC11). Lineage: Eukaryota; Fungi; Ascomycota; Pichiomycetes; Serinales. Gene Ontology annotation, cellular component: TORC2 complex. The transcript has a single exon. The coding region runs from base 449 to 4135 and encodes 1228 amino acids. Gene Ontology annotation, biological process: TORC2 signaling. The record is from RefSeq and is a predicted model, not a curated record.
AGACAAACCAUAUCACAAGCGGUACAGGUCUUUUCAUAAAGUUACCAAGCAUCUUAAGGCUAGAACGCUUCACCAUUCGCCGCCAAUCCAUUACACGCUGCAAUCAACCCCGAGCAUUGCUACAUUCUUCAAUUUUCCAGACUUGUAGCUACCAGAUAACAAUCUGACACAGACCCCCCCACUAUUCGUUAUUGCUGUCACAGGCCGUGUAACCUCAGUUACGGACAAUAUACACUACCAGCAAUAUCCAGAGAGGUUGAAGCUAGAAGGAUCAGCAAAUUUGAACCUAGCAAAGCAGCUACCCGCCCAACCACUCACUGUUCGUCUUUAGCCGAUUACCAGGCUAAUCGCCCAGGCCUUGCCGAUACUAUUGGUGAACACUCCAACCAGCUUCGCCAUUGCUGUGCAAUAGCUACGCUUCUAAUAGUUACGCUUCUCAUAACUCGCAAUGUCUUCAUUACUCGACCUACAGAAUGAUCUCCAGGCGCAGAAAAGCCUCCGCGACAGUGUCGAGACCAUUAUCCACGCGGCUGAUAACAACAAGUACCAGGACAUCCGUAAACUGAAGAAAUUGCGGCAUGAGGCUCAGAGUAAAGCCACCGAGCUUAACCGAUCGAUUGUUGCGAUCGAGCGCCGCAUUGAGGCCCUCAAGCGUGUAGAGCCCAGCCCCAGCACCGACAGUCUCUCGGAAGAGCCCGCCGCGCGCAGCAGCUUUGACACCCGCGCGCCGUCACCGUUUGUACACCUCAGUCUACCCGCUGUAGUGGUCGAUACGGAUCCCGGGGAGAGCACAUGGGCGCUCAACGAGCUUCUUCAGGCGCUCGGUGCGAAGGAGCGUGAGGCAGAGUUUUACGUGUCGCGCGGUAAUGCGCUCAUCGCGCUUCUCCGGCAACACCCUGCGUGGACGAAUGACCUCGAACUCCUCGCGUGGGGCCAUCGCAUCCAGAACUUGCUCGUGCACGGCGCGAAGGAGGUACUGGCGACGGCAUACCGUCUCGCGCGGUACGUCAUUUCAGAUGUCGCAUCGCUCCGCACCCUCACCGCACUCCGGAUUCAGCACUUUGUCGUUGCAUCGCUCGCGCGCGAUCCUGUGCGCUUCCUGUUAGAGCGCGAGCACGCGCUCAAGUUCGUACGGCGGUUCAUAGAGGUGGAGCACGGUGCGGCCGAGAUCCACACAGGUGUGCUACGCGCGCUCAUUGCAGUGGCAGAACAGAAUGAGGACCGACUCCGCACGCUCUGCCUCGAGACAUUGUGCGAGCUUGCAGUGGUCGUGCCCGAGCGGCUCUUCUUUUUGGGCGGUAUGCGCGUACUCAUGCACGUGGUGAGCGACGGUCCGUAUGAGAUCUCUGGACUUGUGGGUGUCGCGAUUGUGCACAUGUUGGACCGGCCAUGUGGGCGCGCGUGUCUUCGCGGUGGCGCGGACGUAGGCGCGUUUCUUGCACCGUUUACGGACGUGCAGAUCAAAGGUCACGUAAACACGGAGCGACUUCAGCACGGUGCAAAUGUGCUCACGACAGUCUUGAAGGCAUGGCCAGGGCUUGUGGCGUUCUUACAGCGCGACUUCCAGCCGGUGCGUGACCUCCUCAACUGCCUUGUGUUUGCGAUUCCCGUGUUGCGCGACGUGGUCAUGGACGUGGUGUUUGACGUGCUCCACAUCCGGCAGUUGCCAUGGACGCGUGCAAAGGCGGGUGUCGUCGCAAGUGCGCCGCGCACGCGUGUUGUCAGCCACUACGUCGCGCUCCUCCUUGCGGUAUUGUUGCGUUGCGACGUGUUGCGUCUCCUUUCGACUGUGAUGGACGGCGGUGAUGAGUUGAACGCGCGUAAGGCCGCGUACUUGUACGCGGAGGUGCAUUUUCUUGCUGCAACCCUUCUCCCAGAAACCUCGCAUGUGCCCCAGUCCCCCAAGACCGAGUUUCAGGUGUCCACCUUUGAGUUUCCAAAGCCCGGAGUCUCCAAAGUCCACAUUCAGGAUGGGCCAUUCCAGGAGGAUGAUAGGGUCUUGAUAGUCGAUAAAAGUGUUAAUUUCACCUCCCCCUCUAAUAUUUCAACCAAUGGUGAUCACGUCAACGGUGCCUUCGUCUCUGAUUUCCUCACUAGCGAUGCCUUGUCUUGCCCUGAUCCCAGUUAUACGGCUUUCGGUGGAGCCGCCUCCGAUGACACCUCCGUUGACCACACCUUCAGUGGUCCCAGCUUUGGUAGCUCCUUUUCCAUCGAAAAAAUGACUCGCCGUCUUCAAAAGCCCCGCCGCGAUAUCGCCGCCAUCAACGUGCACACCCAGCUCGCAAAGUCCAAAAGUAAACAGGACGUGGAUGAUGCUGCGUUCCGCCAAAUGAUUCUCGACACCCGCGUCCUCUCCACAAAGAGUUUUGCGCGCUGGAACUGGGACGUGCUCACGGAGCUUGCCCAAGGCCCGCUCCGCAACCCACGGCGCUACGACGAGGUACUCAAGACGACCAAGCUCUUCAAGCGCAUUUCGUCCUUCUUCCGGCCGUUCAAAUACCGUUUCUCAACCACCAAGCGUGCCCCCGGAAAUGAGCGCUACACAGCCUUCGGCUGCGAGUUUUUCAAGAUGCUCUUGAGCUUUCCCGAAGGUGCGCGUACGUUGGCCGAGAGCAAGCUCCUCCGUCAGAUCGCUGAGUGUCUCGCUCAGGUAGAUGCGUACAGCGGUAUCACCGCCGCGGAACCGCUUUUCUCAAAACAGCGGCUUCUCGUGACGCUGAGCCCUGGCUACUUCCGCAUGCUUGGCGUGCUUUCAGCGGACCCCGCGGGACUCGCAAUGCUUGAGAGUUGGAAGUUUUUCAGCAUGUUUUACCACAUCGUGGAGCGUUCCGGUCGCGAGGACCUCGCGCUCUUGAUCUUGUCCGCGGUGGACUACUCGCAGCUGUCGCAUUUGCGCACAAUUCUCGGCAAGGCGAUGGCCACGUGCGGUGUCGCAGUGCGCCUCCACGCGACACGCCUCGCUGCGUCGUUACUCUACGCGCCGCAAACGCAAACGUGGGCCGCGCGCGCAUUGGUUGCGCAGUUGUACGACACGGACGUCGAGGUGUGCGAAGUUGCCGUUGCAGCUAUUCACGCGUACGGCGCUGUGUCACGGGAUAAUUUGGACCAUAUCCUUCGUCUCCGCCCGUCCUUGGACCACCUUUCGCGCGCGACGCGCGCGCGCCAGCUUUUGUACCUUGCAACGCCGCGAGGAUUUCGCUACUUGACGGAAUCGGAGUUUGUGCAAGAUGAGUUGGACCGGUGGGAAGCUACGGAGAAUGUUGUAUAUGCGAAGCAGAUGGAGAGGUCGAUUCUUACGCAGUAUUGCUUUCCAGCUGCGAUCCCGAACACGACUGCUGCUCCAGGUUUCGCUCAAGACGCCCCCAACUUUUUUGGCGAACUAGUCAAGACCGAUGAAGGCUGUAACCUCCUUCUCGAACAGAACAUUCUUGAACGUCACGUCUCUGUUAUUCGUGCGAGCGUGCCCCAGGACUUUUCCCAACUUUCCCCCGCUGACAUCCAGCUUCUCAAGGCGUCGCUCUGGGUGCUUGCCAACAUCGGUUCUACCUCCCUGGGUGUGCUUUUACUCGAGGACCACGGAGUUAUACCCGAUAUUAUUGACAUCUGCCGUCACAGCGACGUGUGGUCGUUGAAGGGUGUCGCUUUCUAUGCGUUAGGCUUUGUCGCACGCACUGAGGAGGGCGCGGAGGUGUUGGAUGAGCUCGACUGGUGCGUGAAGGCGGAUUCCAUGCAGAGCCCCGUGGGAGUUUCGCUUCCGCGGAACAUAACUGACUACUUCUUCGUGGAUUCUGCGAACGCGCUCACGAUCUCCACCAUAGAUCCCGAGGCCCUGGAGGAUGAGAGUGACAGUGACAGAUUGGUGGCAGCGGUGAUCCAACGGUUCAAAGAGCUCGGUUCAACCUAUAGCUGGUCGGAGAGGUCGACGUUACGGGAUAUAAACAAGAUCAAGGAGAAAUACGGGGAGGUGUUUGAGGCGCCAGAGCUCCUUGUGCGUACGUUGGAUAUGUUGGCCGCGGGGCAUUAUAGAAUGAACACGCGGAGGACUAUUUUGGAGUACUUUGGGGGGAAGGUGUGGGAGCUGAUGGUGAAGCGAGAGAGGCGGCGUAGGCUCUCAGGCAAUCGUCAGGCUGACUGAGGGUUUGUUUGUUGAAACUGUUCCAAUCUGAGGAAGAAAGGAUAGGGUGAGAACUAACCACCUGUCGAAUUCUUGCUCUAGACCAAUGACCGUAUUAUUUGGUAGGUAUAGUCAAACUUAUUGGAGCGCCUGCCGUACUGCCUUUUAUCGAGUAUGCUGACCACUUGAGAAAUUAGGUACAGCAACUACAGUAGUCUCUUAGACUAAAAGGUGGAAAUCAGACUAUUUACAGUUUGGAUGUAAACCAACAGUCAACUUUAUAUUUAAUAGUUAAGACGACAACCGAUUUAGUCUUAUAGUAUACUGCCUGAUUAAAUCAGGCUAAUGAUACACUCAACGCAAUAAGACGUAUACG